Penicillium lagena is the source of this 2001-nucleotide messenger RNA. RefSeq names its product Zn(II)2Cys6 transcription factor. Bases 1 to 2001 code for a protein of 666 amino acids. The transcript is spliced from 6 exons. Lineage: Eukaryota; Fungi; Ascomycota; Eurotiomycetes; Eurotiales; Aspergillaceae. The record is from RefSeq and is a predicted model, not a curated record. Gene Ontology annotation, biological process: DNA-templated transcription; regulation of DNA-templated transcription. Gene Ontology annotation, molecular function: DNA-binding transcription factor activity, RNA polymerase II-specific; DNA binding; zinc ion binding.
AUGCAGAAUACCAACCACGAUAAAACUUGCAAAAAACGUCGUGCCCGUGCUGCGUGUAGCGCAUGUAACCGACGCAAGGUGCGCUGCGACGUGACACAAACCGGGAUCCCGUGUUCCAACUGCCAGCAUGAAGCUGCUGUGUGCGAGGUACUUCCUCGCAAAAAGCAUCGCCCGCGCAUAUCACGAGUGAGAGCAACAGAGGGCGACCAUAGUACUCUCAACUCGACGACGGCUGAAGCAGAAAUUUUACCUGAUGACAGUGCCUGCUCCUACAUUGGCGACACGCGCGGCCCAAGACAAUCCGUCUACGAGCUAUGCCAUCCGCGCGUCCCGCAAGAAGGGCAUCAGUCACCUAUUGCUCCGGGCAGUUCAACGAAUACAAGUCCCGUUCGCCCGCAACAUGAGCUCGACUAUAUCCAUAACGAAGGCGGAUUCGCCAAGCUCCCAUCAGAUGUCUACCACGAGCUACUCAGGUGCUACUUCUACCAUGUACAUUUCUUCUUCCCAGUCGUCCAAGCGCCACUUGUCCUCGAAGAUUACAACGAAAAUGAAAAUCUAGACAAGAAUCCCUUGUUGUUUUGGAGCAUGAUGCUAGCAGCCACUAAUUUCAUCGAUAAAGAGGUCUGCCAACGAGCAGGCUUUUCUUCUCGAAAAGCCAUGAAGAAAGCAAUGUACACAAGAGCGAAAUGUUUCUACGAUCUUGAUCGUGGGACGGACAAACUGAUCCUGAUCCAAUCCGUCCUUCUAAUGAGCUUUUGGUAUACGGAUGCCCAGGAUCACACGGGGUCAUGGCACUGGGUUGGCAUCGCCAUUACGCUCGCGCAGGGGAUUGGGAUACACCGCUGUGCUGAGACACAGGCACGACAUAACAGUCAAUUCGUGCCUCAGGAAAGACAAAGCCUCACUCAUCGUCUGUGGUGGACCUGCGUGAUUCGCGAUAGGUGGCUGUCUCUAGCGAAGGGCCGACCAAUGCGCAUCCACGACGAGGACUGCGAUGUCUCCCUUCCACGUUCUGAGGAUGUUCUGAAUGAACUCCAAAUUAUUCCUCCAGAAGUUCGCCACAAACUCAUUCCUGCUGACGCAGACAGUCUAGCCCCAAUGUGGGUACAGCUUGUCAAGAUCAGCGCUGCGCUUGGAUGCAUUCUACGCACUCAUUAUCGACUCAAGGGUCCCAAGCCGGGAACUGAGGACAUUGAUGAACUAACUACGUCGCUGCACAAUUGCCAGCCAGAUAUGACGACGGUGUAUGAUGCCAGCGAUACUAUUCUGCUUCACGAGUAUCACCUUCAACUCUUCUAUCAGGCGAGUGUGACCGUACUCUGCCGGCCCUAUGUUCUAAACGCACCUGCAUCAUUCCCAAUUAACUCAUCAGCUGCAUGGCAGAAGAAGAUGCAGGGACGAGCGCGAGCAGCAGCGUCGACCACCAACAGUAUAUUCGAAAAGAUAAUUGAAUUGGAUGCUGUCAGACUCAUCAAGCCCAUGGUCAUCACCUCCUUGAUCCCGGCGAUGCAGGUCCACCUCUUUGACUGCAAAUCAAGCAGCCAGCUCCAAGCCAGUCUCGGCCGGAACAAGAUCCAGCUGUGCAUGCUGAUCCUGGAUAAUUUGCGUGACACAUAUUGGAGUGCAGGCGUUAUGUAUCGACUUUUCGACCGUGCACAGCGCAUUCUGAGUAAUAACACCGGGAAUAGUUCAGCGGCUAGACAAACUUGUGGACUGUCUUCCAAUCCGGAAUAUAGCCAAAUGGAUCAAGAGCAAGAAGAAGUCGCUACUAGGGACGCGAUGAACGGCUUUGCGGCUUUAACGCCAAAUGGUUCUGGCACUGGCAUGCUCGGUGAUGAGUUGUUGCCGCUUGGCAGCAGCGCCAGAAGUGACUUCAGUGCUCUGGAGCAAUUGCUAAGUCCUGGAUUCUCGCUUUCGGAUAAUCAAUCACAAGUAUUCUUUGCAGAUUAUACGAGCAGUGUGAUGGGGGAAGGUCUUUCACUGGGUUUGUAUGAUAUUUGA